AUGGAGGAACUAUUGCUACUUUUCUGUGGAACAUCUUUCUAUUUAUCUUCCUUUCUCGUUACUAAGCAAACGUUGCUCAGUUUGUUUCGAAAGGAACUAAGCGAUGCAGAUAUUGUCGCCAUAAGCGAAAACUCCUGGCUGACCAAUGCGUUUUCCUGGUUUGGAAUACCAUACUUUUUCUAUGACCUUGUGGUGAUGUAUAAAGGUCACAUGUUGACGUUUCCAGCCAUACAUGACCAGACGUUUGUGAAUAGAAUUCAACAUUUUGUCCUCCAUAACAAAAUGCUUACAGUCCAUCAUUUCUUCCUGCCUUUGAUUUUUUUUCCAGUGGUAGUGUUUCUCCGACGAGGUAUUGGAGAUUUCUUUGUUGGAGUAUUCUUUCAAUUAGAAGUUUCUCUUCCAUUUAUAGCUGCACGUAGCAUCUUGGUUCAGCUUCACCAGAAACACACCGUUCUAUAUGUGAUUGUGGGUAUUGCAAUGAUGAUUACCUUUUUUGUGAGUCGGAUCCUGGUUUUCCCGUACCUGUACUGGCAUUACGCAGUAUACAAGAACAUACCUACCUGGAGAGUUCCUUUUGUCAUUCCACUGAAGUGCAGCAUUGGUUGUGCUUUCAUCCUCUGUAUACAGCUGUAUUGGAUGUCCAAGAUGCUCAAAGGCGCUAUUAAGCUUAUAAACAGAUUCAAGUCGGGUAAUAUGCCAACCCCGGAACAAUUGAAUUACAAUGAUGUUGCCACUGAGAAGAUAAAUUGA
Molecule: messenger RNA, 750 nt
Organism: Ylistrum balloti
Lineage: Eukaryota; Metazoa; Mollusca; Bivalvia; Pectinida; Pectinidae
Product: TLC domain-containing protein 3A-like
Exons: 4
Coding region: 1-750 (249 amino acids)
Biological process (GO): lipid homeostasis
Cellular component (GO): endoplasmic reticulum; membrane
Source: RefSeq, a predicted model, not a curated record